Molecule: messenger RNA, 1097 nt
Organism: Sinocyclocheilus grahami
Lineage: Eukaryota; Metazoa; Chordata; Actinopteri; Cypriniformes; Cyprinidae
Product: mesoderm induction early response protein 3-like
Exons: 11
Coding region: 45-1097 (350 amino acids)
Biological process (GO): negative regulation of transcription by RNA polymerase II
Cellular component (GO): nucleoplasm
Molecular function (GO): histone deacetylase binding; transcription corepressor activity
Source: RefSeq, a predicted model, not a curated record
CGGGUACUGCAGCACAGCCAACCUAUGAGGCCAAAGACACCAAUAUGGCGGAGGCUUCCUUUGGGAGUUCGAGCCCUGUUGGCUCUUUGUCCUCAGAGGAUCAUGACUUUGAUCCAACAGCUGAGAUGUUAAUUCAUGAGUAUGACGAUGAGAGAACUUUGGAGGAGGAAGAGCUUUUGGAGGGAGAGAAGAAUUUCAGUGCUGAAUUGUCAGACCUGGAGAGGGAGGGGAAUAUGCCGAUCGAGGAGUUGUUGGCUAUGUAUCGUUAUGAGGCGCCAGUCAGUACAGGGGCGGGAUCUAGCAUGGACAGUUCCUCUGUUGAACUAGCUGAUGAUCUGCCUGACAUGACCCUGGAUAAGGAGGAGAUCGCGAAAGAUCUCUUGUCAGGAGAUUAUGAGGAGGAGACCCAGUCCUCUGCUGAUGACCUGACCCCUUCUGUUACCUCCCACGAGGCCACAGACUUUUUCCCUAGAACACUCAGAUCCAGAGCAAUAUAUGAUGGUGAUAAAGAAUCUGAGGGGGAGGAGGAUGGUGUAAGCAGUGAAGAUUCUAAAAAGGAAAUAAUGGUCGGAUCUCAGUAUCAAGCAGAAGUUCCAAUGGGGCUCAGCCAUUAUAAUGAUGAUGAAAAAGUGUACGAGGAGGAAGAUCAGCUGCUGUGGUGUCCUGAUGUGCUGUCAGAGUGUAAAGUGAAAGACUACCUCAGAGAAGCGCUGUCACAGUCUACAGAUGACAGCACAGAGAAUUCCACAUUUGAACACAUACGAGAUAACGAACAGGCCUUGUUGGAGCUUUUGAAAUGUAAUUACGACACCUGUGAGGCACUGACGCGAUACCGCAGUAAUGUGAAGACUUCGAAAGAAGAAUCCCCACCGUGGUUAGAGGAUGAAUGUAGGAACUUUGAACAUGCGCUGCAGAUUUAUGAGAAAAACUUUCAUCUUAUUCAGAAACACAAGAAUAAUGGCAUCUACGCUUAUGUUUGUCUGUCUGCAUCCAGACCAGACAGUGGACCUUCACCCAAGAACGAGCACAACACAGCCCUACACGGUCAGCGCAGACCUUGCCACUGUCGCCUUCUGGCUUGCUUAGUUGGGGACUGA